GGGGCUGGGAGGAGUCAGUUCUCCGUGAGGCGAUGAUGCAAGCACGCCCACUCUCCAGUGACUUGUCCCGGUCCCGCCAUCGGCUGAGGCGGCAUGAGCCGGAGACCGCGGCCUAUGCCGAGCAGAUUUAUGGUCUGCAUUAUGUUUGGAGCCCUCACUGCGCCCGCUCUCUUCCUCCUCCUCGGCUGUUCUGCGCUUGCGCUGGGCGUCGGCUCGGGCUCCCAGGAGCGCCGCGAGACUGAGUACUACGUGGCUGCAGUGUAUGAGCACAGAUCCGUCCUGAGCCAAAACCCCCUGGAGCUCAGCAGCCGCCAGCAGGCCCUGGAGCUCAUGAAGCAGAACCUCGACGUCUAUGAACAGCAAGUGAUAGCUGCAGCUCAGAAGGCAAGAGCAGCUUUCUUGUCCUGUCUCAGAGCCAGCUGCUCUGAACCAGGAGAAACCCUGGGCUCUCAAGGUCCCCCUGAGAAAUCGGGCCUUCUACCAGCAAUGACCCAGACAAGGGCAAGUCCUGUGGUGGAGGCGUUUAAUGGCACGGUGCCACCACAGCACCUGCAGGCUCACCUCUUCUGGCUUCUCCAUCUGUCCAUGGGUGUGCAGAUUAUAGUGUUCCCAGAAGAUGGCAUCCAUGGGUUCAACUUCACAAGAACAUCCAUUUACCCAUUCUUGGACUUCAUGCCAUCUCCCAGGAUGGUCAGGUGGAACCCCUGUCUGGAGCCCUUUCGGUUCAAUGACACGGAGGUCCUCCAGCGCUUGAGUUGUAUGGCCAUGAAAGGACAGAUGUUCUUGGUGGCCAAUCUUGGAACAAAACAGCCUUGUCUUCACAGUGACCCCGAGUGCCCACAUGAUGGGAGAUACCAGUUUAAUACAAAUGUGGUGUUCAGCAACAAUGGAACCCUUGUUGACCGCUACCGUAAACACAACCUGUACUUUGAGGCAGCCUUUGACUCCCCAGCUACUGUGGACCUCAUCACCUUUGAUACCCCCUUUGCUGGCAAGUUUGGCAUGCUCACUUGCUUUGACAUCCUGUUCUUUGACCCCACCAUCCGUCUUCUCAGAGACUCUGAGGUGAAGCACAUUGUAUACCCCACUGCCUGGAUGAACCAGCUGCCACUCUUGGCAGCCAUUGAAAUUCAGAAAGCAUUGGCCACUGCCUUCAGUGUCAGUGUUCUGGCAGCUAACAUCCACCACCCAACUCUGGGGAUGACUGGCAGUGGCAUACACACCCCUCUUCAGUCCUUUUGGUACCAUGACAUGGACAACCCCAGCGGCCACCUUAUAAUUGCCCAGGUAGCCACAAACCCACUGGGCCUAGUUGGGACAGAGAAUGCAACUAGUGAAACGGACCCAUCCCAUAGUAAGUUCUUAAAAAUCCUGUCUGGUGACCCAUACUGUGAGAAGGAUGCCCAGGAAGUGCACUGUGAUGAGGCUGCCAAGUGGAACAUGAAUGUACCACCUACUUUCCACUCAGAGAUGAUGUAUGACAAUUUCACCUUGGUCCCUGUCUGGGGAAAGGAAGGCUAUCUCCAGGUCUGCUCUAACAGCCUCUGUUGUCACUUACUUUACGAAAGGCCCACCCUGUCCCAAGAGCUGUACGCCCUGGGUGUCUUUGACGGACUCCACAAAGUGCACGGCACGUACUACAUUCAAGUCUGUGCCCUGGUCAAGUGUGGGGGUCCUGGCUUUGACACUUGUGGCCAAGAGAUCACAGAGGCACAGGGCCUAUUUGACUUUCACCUGUGGGGCAACUUCAGCACUUCCUAUAUCUUUCCUUUAUUUCUCACCUCUGGGAUGACUCUGGAUACCCCUAACCAGCUUGGGUGGAUGAAUGACCACUAUUUCUUGAGGAAGAGUGGACUGUCCUCUGGCCUGGUGACAGCAGCUCUCUAUGGGCGGUUGUAUGAGAGGGACUAGGAAAAGCGUGUGGUCAGUGGGAUGGGCUGUGCCAGCAUGUCUUUCCACAGACACUAAAUGCUGGGACCAACCGACUGCCCAGAGGGUAGAAAACCACUUCUGUAUCCCACCCUGGGAAUGGUAAGAUGAUGGGAGAGGCAGUUCCUUUUUCCUUUCUACAUAAUGAUUGAGAUAUUUUCUAUUCACAUUCUUUUUCAAGCCACAUCUUCUUCCCACCACACAAUUGGUUUUAAAU
This is a messenger RNA of Phodopus roborovskii (desert hamster), 2146 nucleotides long. It is a transcript of the gene Btd, whose product is annotated as biotinidase. NCBI's taxonomy places the organism in Eukaryota, Metazoa, Chordata, Mammalia, Rodentia, Cricetidae. Gene Ontology annotation, molecular function: hydrolase activity, acting on carbon-nitrogen (but not peptide) bonds, in linear amides. The transcript is spliced from 5 exons. The record is from RefSeq and is a predicted model, not a curated record. Bases 94 to 1911 code for a protein of 605 amino acids.